CGACGCCAAUGAUGCCAAUGAUGCCAAGAAUACAGACGAUGCAGACCAUGAUUCCGACUCCGAGCCAGAGGCCGAGGAAAAGGACGAGGAAGAGACCGACCCCCUCAAGGCCCCCUGGGAAGCCACCUUCCUGUCCUCUCUCAACCAAGGACAGCUCUUCACCCUCAUGAUCGCCGUCAACUUUCUCGACGUCCCCGAUCUCCUCAAGGCCAUCGCCCGAGCUAUCGCGCAAGAGAUUAAGUAUAUGUCGACGGAGCAGAUGCGCGAGUACUUCGGCAUCGAGAACGACUUCACGCCCGAAGAGGAGAAGAAGAUCCGUGAGGAGAACGGCUGGGCUCAUGAGCGCGACGCGGACUGUGAUUCUGAUGAUGGCGCUUGGUAGGGGGGUGAGGCAUUGCUGUUUCAUCUACUUUCAGCUUACACACGUUGCUGAGAUGCCUUUAAACCUCUCUCUGGCUCAUGGCUAGCUGCUACGACUGCCCACGACUGAUGCGUGGGUGGUUUCGACCUACCUACUGUUCAUAGCUGCUUGGAGCCUAAUUAAUUCACAUAAGUCUACGCCCC
This is a messenger RNA of Annulohypoxylon maeteangense, 564 nucleotides long. RefSeq names its product Skp1 family, dimerization domain-containing protein. Gene Ontology annotation, biological process: SCF-dependent proteasomal ubiquitin-dependent protein catabolic process. Gene Ontology annotation, molecular function: cullin family protein binding. NCBI's taxonomy places the organism in Eukaryota, Fungi, Ascomycota, Sordariomycetes, Xylariales, Hypoxylaceae. The record is from RefSeq and is a predicted model, not a curated record. Gene Ontology annotation, cellular component: nucleus; cytoplasm. The transcript has a single exon. The coding region runs from base 167 to 382 and encodes 71 amino acids.